Messenger RNA from Vicia faba (fava bean), 1476 nucleotides. Lineage: Eukaryota; Viridiplantae; Streptophyta; Magnoliopsida; Fabales; Fabaceae. The record is from the annotation of a GenBank genome assembly.
AUGAGAACCUUAAGAAGCUUCGAUGGCUUCCCUUUAAAUUUGAGCAACUUCUAUGGUGGCUGCGCUAUUCUUCUUCUUCUUGUUGUUGUUGUUACUUUAUUGUUUCUUCUGAACCGUAAGAGCAGAUCCCUGUUGGCGUCCUCUUUGAUCUCCGAUUCUAGCAAUUUAAACCCAAGGGUUUACAAUUGCAGAACCUCAAACACUGUCACUGAUGCUGAUUUGAAGUUUUUAAUGGAUGAAAUUCUAAAUCAGAACCAUAAAUGGGAGGAUGUCAUAGAUAAAACAAAUCAUCAUCUAUGCUACAAAGCUAAAUCCACCAAACCUAAGAAUGGUCCCCUGAAAUAUUGGAGUAUGACUGUGUUCAAUGAUAUUUCCGCCGAGAUGCUAAGAAACUUCUACAUGGACAAUCACUACAGAAAGCAAUGGGAUAACACUGUGGUCGAACACAAUCAGCUGCAGCUGGAUGAAUCUGAUGGUUCUGAAGUUGGUCGUACAGGUCAGACUCCAUUGUUUCCUCGUAUUUUUGGUCAUGAAGCUGGAGGGAUCGUGGAGAGCGUAGGUGAAGGUGUGACUCAUCUGAAACCAGGGGAUAAAGCCCUGCCUGUAUUCACAGGGGAGUGUGGUGAAUGUCCACAUUGUAAGUCAGAGGAGAGCAACAUGUGUGAUCUUCUUAGGAUCAACACUGACAGAGGUGUCAUGCUCAAUGAUAACAAGUCUAGAUUCUCUAUCAAUGGAGAGCCCAUAAACCAUUUCGUGGGCACCUCUACAUUCAGUGAGUACACAGUGGUUCAUGCUGGAUGUGUUGCAAAGAUCAAUCCUGAAGCACCACUUGACAAAAAACCCAAAAGAAGAGCAUUUGUAUCUUAUGGGGGAAGGUCUGGUGGCUUUCCAGAGAAAUCACAACGCUCCCGCAGUAUGUCUGUUAGUCCUGACCGGGCUCGUGCGCGAGGAAGAUCUCCGGCCUUCAAUGCCUUGGCAGCUACUUUCGAGAGCUCAAAUGUUAGAAACCUUUCAACUCCACCUCCAAUGAUUAGAAAACUGUACCCAAAAUCUAAGACACCAGAUUCAUCAUCACCAACAUCUAAAUCUUCAUCCAUAUCUAACAUUACUUCUGCUUUUGAACGGCCAUCAGCACGAGGAAGUUUGUUUCCUAGGUCGAUUAAAGGUACCUCCAAAUCGGACCCAGAGACAAAUAGUGACAAUGAGAAUUCUACGAGCAGCAUAGAAGAAUCUCUUACUAUACAGGAAGAUGUGAAAGAAGGUGAAGCUGAAGAUAAUGAAGGUCUUCCAGUAUACCCAUAUGAAAGUGUUAACACAGACUCUACCGAUCCUAUGCCAGACAUUGACGUGACUAAACGGGAGGCUUACCUGUCAAACGUCGUGUUCAAAGAGAAACUGGGAAUGGCCAGGAGCGAAUUUUACACGUUGCCAAAAUGGAAACAGAACAAACUCAAAAUGGCUGUUCAGUUGUUCUGA